AGACGCCAGAGAGAGAUGAGUAGCAACAAACAGCAGCGGUCAGCAGUGUUCGUGAUCCUCUUUGCCCUCAUCACCAUCCUCAUCCUCUACAGCUCCAACAGUGCCAAUGAGGUCUUUCAUUAUGGCUGCCUGCGGGGCUGUACCCGCCGGCCCGUCAACCUCAAGAAGUGGAGCAUCACUGAUGGCUAUAUCCCCAUUCUCGGCAACAAGACUCUGCCCUCCCGGUGUCACCAGUGUGUGAUUGUCACCAGCUCCAGCCACCUGCUGGGCACCAAGCUGGGCCCCGAGAUCGAGCGGACCGAGUGCACCAUUCGUAUGAACGAUGCACCCACCACGGGCUACUCAGAUGAUGUGGGCAACAAGACCACCUUCCGCGUGGUGGCCCAUUCCAGUGUAUUCCGUGUGCUGCGCAGGCCCCAGGAGUUCGUCAACCGGACCCCUGAAACCGUGUUCAUCUUCUGGGGUCCCCCAAACAAGAUGCAGAAGCCCCAGGGCACCCUGGUGCGUGUCAUCCAGCGGGCAGGCCUGGUGUUCCCCAACAUGGAGGCCUAUGCCGUCUCCCUCGACCGCAUGCGCCAGUUUGAUGACCUCUUCCGGAGUGAGACAGGCAGGGACAGGGAAAAGUCCCACUCGUGGUUGAGCACAGGCUGGUUCACCAUGGUGAUUGCGGUGGAGCUGUGUGACCACGUGCACGUCUAUGGCAUGGUCCCCCCCGACUACUGCAGCCAGCAGCCCUGCCUGCAGCGCAUGUCCUACCACUACUAUGAGCCCAAGGGGCUGGAUGAGUGUGUCACCUACAUCCAGAAUGAGCACAGCCGCAAGGGCAACCACCACAGCUUCAUCACAGAGAAGAGAGCCUUCUCAUCUUGGGCCCAGCUGUAUGGAAUCACUUUCUCCCACCCCUCCUGGACCUAG
Messenger RNA from Hippopotamus amphibius kiboko, 915 nucleotides. RefSeq names its product alpha-N-acetylgalactosaminide alpha-2,6-sialyltransferase 6-like. Gene Ontology annotation, biological process: ganglioside biosynthetic process; oligosaccharide metabolic process. Lineage: Eukaryota; Metazoa; Chordata; Mammalia; Artiodactyla; Hippopotamidae. The coding region runs from base 16 to 915 and encodes 299 amino acids. The record is from RefSeq and is a predicted model, not a curated record. Gene Ontology annotation, molecular function: alpha-N-acetylgalactosaminide alpha-2,6-sialyltransferase activity. The transcript has a single exon.